This is a messenger RNA of Paramecium tetraurelia, 798 nucleotides long. RefSeq lists its product as uncharacterized. The transcript is spliced from 3 exons. The record is from RefSeq and is a predicted model, not a curated record. Gene Ontology annotation, cellular component: cytosol. Lineage: Eukaryota; Ciliophora; Oligohymenophorea; Peniculida; Parameciidae. Gene Ontology annotation, molecular function: electron transfer activity.
AUGAAAGUAUUGGUUGCUGUCAAAAGAGUAGUAGAUUCAGGAAUUAAAGUUAGAGUCAAGCCAGAUGGCAUAGACCUUUAAGGUGUUAAGAUGACAAUUAAUCCCUUCUGUGAAAUAGCAGUAGAGGAAGCUGUCAGAUUGAAGGAGAAGAAAUUGAUCGCUGAAAUUGUUGCAGUCACCAUUGGGCCAAAAUAAGGAGCAGAGAGUUUAAGACAUGCUCUUGCUUUGGGGGCUGAUAAAGCCAUUCAUGUCACAACUGAGGCAAGAAUUGAUUAAGCUGUGUAGCCAUUGGAUGUAGCCAACAUCUUAGCCAAAUUAGUUGAAAGAGAUAAUUAUAAUCUUGUCUUAAUGGGCAAAUAAUCAAUAGACGAUGAUUUUAAUUAAACUGGUUAAAUGUUAGCUGGACUAUUGGAUUGGCCAUAAGCAACAUUUGCUUCCAAUAUCUAAAUUACCGAUGGCAUUGCUUAGGUGAUCAGAGAAAUUGAUGGAGGAUUAUAGACUGUCAAAUUCAAGUUACCUGGAGUGAUAACAUGUGAUUUAAGACUCAAUCAACCAAGAUUCGCCAGUGUUCCAAAUAUCAUGAAAGCCAAAUCAAAACCAUUAGAAACUAUCCCACUUGACAAAUUGGGCAAAUUGCAUAAUUCCAUCCAAAUCACUAAAACUGAGGCUCCUGCUAUAAGAAAAGGAGGAGCUAUUGUAGAAAAUGUAGAUGUGCUCAUACAGAAAUUAAGAAAUGAAGCAAAAUUAUUUUGAUAAUGUAUAAAUAAACAGAAUUACAUAACAAAAUAUAAUCAAUUA